AUGGGAGGACAAGCAGAUAUGAAGCAACUUGGACAAGCGAGCCAGGUACAGAAAGCGCGGGACCGACUAGUCGUCAGGCAGGCAGGCAUGCAGGAUGGACAAGCGAGCCAGCGAAAAGCAACAACCGUAGAGUCGAAGGCUCUGACAUUGUCAGAAUGCACUCUUCAGAGCGCGGGGCCACCAAGGCGUCAGCAUCGCCAGAAUGCACUCAACACAGUGCGGGACCAACAAGUCGUUAGGUACGUCACAAGAAGCGAGCGAGGACAAGCAAAUGUGAAAGAGGAAGAGGAAGGAACAGGUAGCCAGCGACAAGUAACAACCGUGAACUCGAAGGCACUGGCAUCGCCAGAAUGCACUCAACAAAGUGCGGGACCAACAAGUCUUAAGGCGAAUGCGAAAGAGGAAGGAGCAGGAAAAGGUAGCCAGCGACAAGUAACAACCGUGAACUCGACGGCACUGGCAUCGCCAGAAUGCACUCAACAAAGUGCGGGACCAACAAGUCUUAAGAAUGCACUCAACAAAGUGCGGGACCAACAAGUCUUAAGGUACGUCACAAGAAGCGAGCGAGCACAAGCAAAUGUGAAAGAGGAAGAGGAAGGAGAAGCGAGCCAGCGACAAGUAACAACCGUGAACUCGAAGGCACUGGCAUCGCCAGAAUGCACUCAACAAAGUGCGGGACCAACAAGUCUUAAGGCGAAUGCGAAAGAGGAAGGAGCAGGAAAAGGUAGCCAGCGACAAGUAACAGCCGUGAACUUGAAGGCACUGGCAUCGCCAGAAUGCACUCAACAAAGUGCGGGACCAACAAGUCUUCAGGUAACGGCUGUGCUCCGUGCUCCUGGUGAUGGGCAUCAACGACUUGUGGGAGGCACGUUCCCGUUCUUCACUCGCCGGGUGCUCAAACCUGCUGCAGCAACAGUGCCUAUCGUGUCUCUCGCCAUCCAGGGACGCUACGAGGGACCCACACCACAUGUGCCCAAUAUUGUGGGCGUGGACGCAAGUUGCCGCAGCGCACAAGCAUCAACCCAGCGCAUUGUACUCUCCCAAUGGCAUAUCCGUUCGCACCUCCAGUUCGUCUUCUCCUUCCUCGCCAUCGUCGCUCUAGGCAUGCUGUACGAGUACCUCCGCGUGUACUCGAGGGACUUUGAUACCUGCAUCGCGGAGAAAUUGAGGGGCGGGCGUAGGAUGCCACUUACUGCGAGUUGGCGCAGCUUGCCUGAACCUGGACUCCAAUUUUCGGGGUUGGAGAGUGUCGCUGGCAUGCUGUGGGAGGUUGACGACGGGACAUUUGUUUUAGGGUAUUUUACCGGUUGA
Suillus clintonianus is the source of this 1311-nucleotide messenger RNA. RefSeq lists its product as uncharacterized. Gene Ontology annotation, cellular component: membrane. The record is from RefSeq and is a predicted model, not a curated record. NCBI's taxonomy places the organism in Eukaryota, Fungi, Basidiomycota, Agaricomycetes, Boletales, Suillaceae. Gene Ontology annotation, molecular function: copper ion transmembrane transporter activity. The coding region runs from base 1 to 1311 and encodes 436 amino acids. Gene Ontology annotation, biological process: copper ion transmembrane transport. The transcript is spliced from 12 exons.